GCUACUAUUCCAUCAUAUUGUCUCAACAAAAUCUACUUACACACUAACGGCGCCGUUUCGCCUCCAUCAUGCGACACGACACGACACAGUUUCUCCUUCACUGAACGUUGCCGUUUUAAUAGCUCUGCGUCGUUCAACAUUCUCAAUAUGGGAAUUGGAGUCGCAUGUUUUAGUGGCUGUUGCGCCGGAACCACCGCAGGAAAAGUUAACACACGAUACGAUGUCGGAGUAGGACUUGUUCAAGAAAACCUCGGCCACUCUUUCUGCUACGUUCCUCCAGUUAUCACCGGGUCAAAAUCUUCUUUUCCGCCGGAACAACCCCUCCGACCCGACCCUAUACCUGGAACCACCACCACUUUCCGUUCAAUCUCCGGCGCCUCCGUUAGCGCUAAUACUUCGACGGCUCUCUCAGCUUCUCCGUCAACAGACACAUCUGGAUUAGCCUCCGCGUUCGAAAGCUCCAAUAGAUUCGCCUCCUUGCCUCUCCAGCCCCUGCCACGUGGUCCGAUUAAAAAACCGGUUCACGGCUCCGGUUUAUUCGAACGCCGGUUCUUGUCCGGUCCGAUCGAAAGCGGAUUGGUCUCAGGGAAGAAGAAGAAGAAAGAGAAAAGUGGAAGCAAAUCAUUUACGAAACCAAAACCUAAUAACAAAAAGUUUCUUACAUUCAAAAACGUUUUCACGAAUCUGUUUUCUAACAAUUUAUCUCGUUCUAAGAAGAGCGUGGUCGAACCAAUCAACAGCUCCGAUUCAUUCGACGGAUCAUCACACUCCGAUCAUGAGAGCAACUACUCAAGCACGAUUCAGAGCAGCCACGAGAACCCUAUAACUGAAAAAGGAGGAGUAGAAGAAGAAAAGACUGAGUCUGCUUCGGAGGAGCCAAAGAUACAAUGGGCGCAGGGGAAAGCAGGGGAAGAUCGAGUCCACGUCAUCCUCUCCGAAGAAAACGGUUGGCUUUUCGUCGGUAUUUACGACGGAUUCAGCGGUCCAGAUCCACCGGAUUAUCUUCUCAAGAAUCUCUACACCGCCGUGCUCAAAGAGCUCAAAGGGUUACUAUGGAUCGAUAAAGGUGAAUCCGAAUCCAAGAAUCUUGAAUCAUAUAGUGGCAACGCGAUUACAGUCGAGCAUGAUUCUGAUUCAGUACAAGAAAGAUGUCGUGUGAUGAAUGGGGACAAUGUUGAUUGCGGACCAAGAAACGUAACGAGUGACAUGAAGAAGUUGCAAUGGAAGUACGAGUGGGAGCAUAACACAAAGUCUAAUAAUGAUAUUAAAAUGAAUAAGAAGGAUUUGGAGAUGAUUAACCACAAAGACGUUCUAAGAGCUCUUCAACAAGCGUUGAAGAAAACAGAGGAAUCGUUUGAUCUGAUGGUUGAUGAGAAUCCUGAACUAGCAUUGAUGGGAUCUUGCGUUCUUGUGACAUUGAUGAAAGGAGAAGAUAUUUACGUGAUGAGCGUAGGAGAUAGCCGAGCGGUUCUUGCUCGAAGACCAGAUCAUGGGAAGAAGAAGAAGAUGCAAAAGGAGCUUGAGAGAAUCAAAGAAGAUAGUCCAUUAGAGACAUCUUUCACAACAGAAACAGGAAUGAGUCUUUUGGUUCCUGUUCAACUCAAUAAGGAACAUAGCACGAGCGUUGAAGAGGAAGUGAGAAGAAUCAAGAAGGAACAUCCUGAUGAUGCAUUGGCGAUAGAGAAUAAUAGAGUAAAAGGUUAUCUCAAGGUCACUCGUGCAUUUGGCGCUGCCUUUCUUAAACAGCCAAAAUGGAAUGAAGCGCUUCUAGAGAUGUUUAGAAUCAACUACGUGGGAACAUCGCCUUACAUCACUUGCUCUCCAUCGCUCCACCACCAUAGACUCUCAUCACGUGACAAGUUCUUAAUCCUAUCUUCUGACGGAUUAUACGAAUACUUUUCAAACGAGGAAGCAAUCUUCGAGGUUGACUCGUUCAUCUCAGCAUUCCCUGAAGGCGAUCCUGCUCAACAUCUCAUUCAAGAAGUCCUCCUUCGAGCUGCCAAGAAAUAUGGUAUGGACUUUCAUGAAUUGCUGGAGAUACCACAAGGAGAUCGUCGGAAGUAUCAUGACGAUGUUUCUGUGAUUGUGAUUUCACUUGAAGGAAGAAUUUGGAGAUCUUCCAUGUGAAUUACUAAUAUUUUGAAGAGAUUUACUAAAGUAGCUUAGAAUUUUGGGUUUUUUUUUUUGGCAUUCCACAAAGUUAAUUUCUAUCAUUUGCCCGUGCGCAUAUUUUAACAUUUAUGUUGAAUUUGUUUACCCAUUUUACCUUAGUGAAAAGUAAAAAACUAUACAGUGCAAUUAGUCAA
Messenger RNA from Camelina sativa (false flax), 2306 nucleotides. Its product is annotated as putative protein phosphatase 2C 36. The record is from RefSeq and is a predicted model, not a curated record. Gene Ontology annotation, biological process: protein dephosphorylation. Gene Ontology annotation, molecular function: protein serine/threonine phosphatase activity. Lineage: Eukaryota; Viridiplantae; Streptophyta; Magnoliopsida; Brassicales; Brassicaceae.